Messenger RNA from Coregonus clupeaformis (lake whitefish), 934 nucleotides. Its product is annotated as ladderlectin. The transcript is spliced from 6 exons. The coding region runs from base 244 to 759 and encodes 171 amino acids. Gene Ontology annotation, molecular function: signaling receptor activity. Lineage: Eukaryota; Metazoa; Chordata; Actinopteri; Salmoniformes; Salmonidae. The record is from RefSeq and is a predicted model, not a curated record.
AUAGGUAAACAUUCCAAAGAACAUUGCCAUGAAAAGUCAUUCAUAUCUGGAAUUUGAACAUAUCUCAAAUCAGCUCUAUGGAACACCAUUACCAGUUAACAAUUGUUUGAAAUUGCUAACUAUUUAUUUGUAGCUAACAAUAUAAAAGUGCUCCUCUUUCUUCAGAUGAACAGAACCUGCAGAACUUACCAGUGAUUCACAUUAACAGUACCUUGUUUUUAGGAGACCAUCAUCACCAUUGCAAUGUUGACCAUAUCUCUGCUGCUGUGUGCUGCCCUUGCUCUGAGUCAAGCAACAGGAGCUAAGGUGGCAGAGGAGGCCGUAGCGGCAGCAGAGAACAGGAACCAAUGCCCCACAGGCUGGUUCCAAUUUGGAUCGCGCUGCUUCAUGUUCGUCGAGACUGCAAGGACAUGGCCCCUAGCAGAGCACCACUGUGUGUCCAUUGGAGCAAACCUGGCAUCUGUGCACAGCUCUGCGGAAUAUCAAUUUCUACAGGAAGUGGUGGGGAGCAAGAUUGGCGGUUUCUCUACUACCUGGAUUGGAGGAUUUGAUGCUGUUCAGGACAGGCUAUGGUUUUGGAGCGACGGCUCCGAAUUUGAUUACCAGAACUGGAAGAAAGGAGAGCCCAAUAAUAGCGGUGGCAGAGAGCCAUGUAUGGUGAUGAACUGGGGAGAUGAAUACCGCUGGAACGAUAUAAACUGUGGAAACAGCUUUCCCUCUGUGUGCUCCAAAAGAAUCUGUGAAAUAGAGAAAAACUGAAACCAUAAAUGCUACUCGAUAGUGUCAGCAUCCAACUGAACACUUUUUAUGGUAAAGUCAAAUAUUUAGUAAAGAUUAUUUGUUGCUGUAAACUGUACGUUUGAGUUAGUUGUUGUUCAUAAAUGUUGAGUAAUGGUUUUGUUGUUUAUUGUCAAUAAAACGGUUGUACACAUUA